Acanthocheilonema viteae is the source of this 2991-nucleotide messenger RNA. NCBI's taxonomy places the organism in Eukaryota, Metazoa, Nematoda, Chromadorea, Rhabditida, Onchocercidae. The record is from the annotation of a GenBank genome assembly.
AUGAGAUUGCUUUCUAUUAUUAAUUAUCGUGCACGAAUUAUUUGGAUCGUUAUCAUAUUUUCAUCUUUGAUUAAUAUUGUACAAGGAAGCGCAAAUAAUACAGAAACGGAUACUUUUGCCAAUUGUGUUGAUGGUAUGAUUAUACCUAUUUGGCGUCCAUUUUUGCAUCUAAGCAUUGGAAAUCGCAUAUUUCGUGGUAUAGCAUUCUUUUUCAUUAUUGCAUAUCUCUUUUUAGGCGUAUCGAUCGUUGCUGAUCGUUUCAUGUCAUCUAUUGAAGUUAUAACCAGCAUGGAAAGAACAGUACACGUAAAGAGGUCAGGCUUAGAACCGUUGAAAGUAAAAGUGAGAAUAUGGAAUGAUACUGUUAGCAAUCUAACUUUAAUGGCACUUGGUUCAUCCGCACCUGAAAUCCUACUAUCCAUCAUUGAGGUGAUAGGAAGAGGCUUUAAAGCAGGUGAUUUAGGACCAAAUACAAUUGUUGGCUCAGCAGCAUUUAAUUUAUUUAUGAUCAUUGCAAUAUGCGUUAUGGCUAUACCGAAUGGUGAAGUUCGGCGUCAGAAACAUUUGGAUGUAUUCUGCGUCACUGCAGCCUGGUCAUUGUUUGCAUAUAUUUGGAUGUAUUUGAUAUUAUCAGUAUUUUCCCCAGGUAUUAUCGAAAUAUGGGAAGGUUUUUUAACAUUUCUCUUCUUUCCAAUUACGGUAUUAACUGCAUAUAUAGCUGAUAUCAAAAUUAUUCAGAGGCGCUUUAUGCCGCAUCGUUAUCGAAGGACAUCACACGGAAUUGUUGCAACGGAAGGAGAAGAAAUGGAAAUUGUUGGUGAAAAUGGCCAUCUCAAUGUUGGUAGUGCUGAAGAGAUAUAUUUUAUAGAUGAUAUAAUUGAUUCGGCUGUAAAAGCAUUCGAAGAUAAUCGAAAAACAUUUAUCGAAAUUAUGCGUGAAAUCAGGAAAAAGAAUCCACAAAUUGAUCCAAUUGAAUUACAAAAGCAGGCUGAAUAUGAAAUGAUCAGUCGUGGUCCAAAGUCAAGAGCAUUUUACAGAGUGCAAGCAACAAGGCGAUUAAUUGGUGGUGGUCAUGUGAUAAGAAAACAACUUGACAAAGAAUAUCAUAAAUGUGCCGUUGCUCAUGAGCAAAAAAAGCAAUCACGAGCAAAUACCUGUAGAAUAUUUUUUGAUCCGGCUCACUAUACGGUACUUGAAAGUGUUGGAACAUUUGAUGUUGUCAUCUGUCGAGAUGGUGGCCCAGAAGGUCUUACAGUUAUGGUUGAUUAUCACACAGAGGAUGGUACUGCCAAUGCUAUAAAUGAUUAUAUUCCACUCAAAGGAACAUUAAUUUUCCGACCGGAGGAUAAAAUAAAAACAAUAACGAUAGAAAUUGUGGAUGAUGAUGUUUUUGAGGAAGAUGAACAUUUUUAUUUGCACUUGAGUAAUUUAAGAGUACGUACCAAAGAUGGCUUAAUAUUAGAUCCAUUAAAACUCGGUGGUAUACCGCUAGCUACUCUUGAACUUCCUUCCACUGCUACAGUUAUGAUUCUUGAUGACGAUCAUGCUGGUGUAUUUUCAUUUGAGCAUGACCAUUUUCAAAUUGUUGAAAAUUGCGGUCACUUAUCACUUAAAAUAUAUCGAAGUUCUGGCUGUCGUGGUAAAGUUAUUAUACCAUAUAGAGCAAUUGAUGGUACAGCAUUAUGUGGAAAGCAUUACGAAUUCGAAAAAGGUGAAAUUGUCUUUGAAGACAAUCAAACUGAAGCAUUUAUUGAGAUUGGUAUAAGGAAUACUGAGCAAUAUGAACGGAUGGAUUAUUUUUCAAUUGUACUUGAUCAGCCUAUUUGGGUUAGGAAAAUGUCAGAUUUACGAAAAAUUCAAGAACGUUUCUUGAGGCGAAUAAAAAGAAGAAAAAAUGAACCGUUGAGAAGUUUGAAUAAAGAUAGCGAAUCAUUAAAAAGUGGAGAUAAAAAUUUGAUAACGACAGGAAUAUCAAAGUCAUCAACAUGUUCCAUUCCUUCCAAUUAUACUUCCGCUUCUUCACCAAAUCUUCAUCAUCUUUCCAAUAUUUUCAAACGACGAAUGAGUUCUUGGAUGAUAAACAAUCGAGAUGAAGAUUUCGAUGGCGAAAGAGAAAUGUUAAAAAAAGAGGAACUUGAAAUUGCUGAAUUAGGGAAGCCACGUUUAGGAAAAUUCAAACAAUGUCAAAUUACAAUCAAAGAGAGCAAAGAAUUUCGGUGUGUAAUUGAUCGUAUGGUACGAAAUGCUAAUUCAUCAUUUAUGCUCGGUACGACAAGCUGGCGUGAACAAUUUACUGAUGCGCUAACUGUUCAUGCCGGUUUUGAGGAGAAUAAAAGCAUCGAUCAAGAAGAGAUGGAUAAAGCAGAUAAGAAGCUAACACCCGUAUUCUUUGAUUAUUUUAUGCAUUUUUUAUCUCUACCGUGGAAAUUAUUGUUUGCAACUAUACCACCAACAGAUUAUUGGGAUGGUUGGGCAUGCUUUAUCAUAUCAAUUCUUUUGAUUGGUAUGCUAACAGCUAUUCUUGGUGAUUUGGCGUCACAUUUUGGAUGUUGGAUUGGUUUAAAGGAUGCUGUUACCGCUAUUUCGUUUGUUGCGCUUGGUACCUCUAUUCCAGAUACAUUUGCAUCUAAAGUAGCAGCUACACAGGAUAAAUAUGCUGACUCAUCGAUUGGUAAUGUUACCGGGUCAAAUGCUGUUAAUGUAUUUCUCGGAAUCGGAAUAGCAUGGACGAUUGCAGCAAUUUAUCAUCGAUGGAACGGUGAUAAUUUCUAUGUUGAGCCAGGAACACUUGCAUUUUCCGUAACAAUAUUUUGCAUCGAAGCACUGAUUUGCAUUGCAGUGAUUAUAAUUAGGCGACGUCCUCCUAUUGGUGGUGAAUUAGGUGGACCGAUGAAAUAUAAGGUGCUAACAUCUGGUUUGUUCGUUACACUUUGGUUUACUUACCUCGGUCUCUCUACUCUUGAAUCAUAUAACGUCAUUUCUGGUUUCUAG